Musca domestica (house fly) is the source of this 2424-nucleotide messenger RNA. RefSeq names its product zinc finger protein 600. Gene Ontology annotation, cellular component: nucleus. The transcript is spliced from 4 exons. The record is from RefSeq and is a predicted model, not a curated record. Lineage: Eukaryota; Metazoa; Arthropoda; Insecta; Diptera; Muscidae. Gene Ontology annotation, molecular function: zinc ion binding. Bases 77 to 2113 code for a protein of 678 amino acids.
CUUUGUAUUCGGCUUGUUGCCACUUCCUUUCCUUUGAAGAAAGUCCUUCCGCUUCAUAGUCUUUGGUGAAUUAAAAAUGGAACUAAGACGUUGUCGCAUAUGUCUAAAUGACUCCCAUCGUUAUUUGGAUAUCUUUGAUAAUUGCAAAUCCACAUUUACCUAUGCCGAUAAUAUACGUCACAUAGCCGAAGUGGAUAUCCAGCAAAACGAUGGUCUUCCCCAGAAAAUAUGCUGUGAUUGCUCUGCGGAAAUACAGAAUAUAUUCGAGUUUGGUUUACUUAUCCGCCAUGCAGACGAGGUACUGCGAAAGGAAUUGCAGCAGGAGAAAUUGAACACCGUCGAAGCUGAGGAUGGAAAUAUUCACAUAUUGGAAGAAGAUUGUUUCGUGGCAGAAAAUGAUGAUGGUAUAACCGGUUGUGUGAUGGAGGAGGAAGAAGUGCUGACGGUAGAUGGUGAAUUGGUAGAGGAAUAUGACAAUUACCAAAUAAUUGAAGAAGAAAUAUUCGAAGUUGUUGAAGACGUGCAAGAUGUGGAGUCUCAUAACAAGCCUCAGACGCUUAGAAAUAGUAAUGAUCUGAAUGGCAACUUGGAAGAAUUGGCUCAAGUGGCAGCCAUUGCCCAACGAACCGAGGAACUGGAUAAGCCCGAAUCGCGAAAUUAUUGCCAUGAAGAUGAAUGUGAUGAUGACUAUCAGAUAGCCUAUAAUCCAGCAGAGGAACCAUUUUAUAAUUUCAAACCACCCAAAUGGAAAUGCAUAGAAUGUAAGCGGGUGCUGCGCGGAGAUGUCUCAUAUGAAGGUCACAUGAAUAUGCACAAACAAUUACGUCCUCAUAAAUGUCCGUCAUGUAAAUGCCAGUUUCGAUGUCGAAAUGUUUUGAAAAAACACAAGCAGCUCAGACAUAAUAGACCACAAGAGGAAGAAAUCAAUUCGAAACAAGUCGAAUCAAAUAAGAAGGAUCCCUCCGAACCUUUCAAAUGCCUAGAAUGCAAUAGGGAAUUCACAAACGAUUGGGAACUUCUAUUGCAUGAGCUUACCCUAACGCACGGUAAUCGUUGUCAUCUAACCACCUGCCCCUUUUGUCCUGAUACUGCAGUAGACGAUUUAAUCGACCACUUACAACGCGUCCACAUACGUAGAGAAGAAAACAAUGAGGAAGAGGCAACACAUUCGGAUUUGGUGUAUCAAUGUGAUUAUUGUUCACAAAUAUGUAAAACAAUAGAGGAAUUACAUCUUCAUCAGGAUCAGUGUAAUAUGUCCGCCACAGAGGAUCCGGAUAUAACAGUUGAAGAGGAAUUUGAGGAGAACACGCUGGACUCGGUGGAUGUCAUAGUCUAUUGUGAAGUGUGUAAAAAGAAAUUACUAAAGAAAAACCUAAAACGGCAUAUGCUGGUCCACGAACGAAAAGGUAGGAAAACAAGGGAGGAUCCUAAUAAAUUGUUAUGCGCCUACUGUCCACGGGAAUUUAAGAAUCAAAAAUCUUUGCAACAGCACGAAAGAAUUCAUGAAGGCGAAUCUUCGGAGGCAACCUAUGCCUGCGACGAAUGUGGUCGCCAAUAUUCAUCACAACUUCUGCUGGAGACACAUCGUAAACAGGCCCACAAAGAACGUGACAACGUCUGUUCGAUAUGCGGUAAUGCCUUCAAACUAAAAAAUCAACUGGUAAAUCAUAUGAAACUACAUUUGGAAAAGAACAUACCAUGUCCGCAUUGUGACAAGAAAUAUGCUAGACAAUUCGAUUUAAAUGUCCACCUGCGAUCACAUACCGGAGAAAUGCCUUAUGCCUGUCAUCUGUGUGAUAAACGUUUCGCCAUAAAGGUACGUCUGACAUAUCAUCUGCAAAAACACUAUGGCGUCAAGCAUCGUUGCAAAGAAUGUAAUGCCGAAUUCAAUUCCAAACAGAAACUCAAAACCCACUCAUUUAAACACACUGGCAUGCCAUAUCGUUGUGAACUGUGCGACGAUCAUGGUUUCUCAACGCGUGUUGUGUUCAAACGCCACCUAUCUCGUGUACAUCAUUCUACAAUGUCCGAUGAAGCCCUGAGUGAAAUGUUUCAACGCAAUACUGGGAAAACGAUAAAAAUCAAACAAAUUAGUACUGCAGAUGAAGAUUAGUUUUAAAUUAGAUGCAGAUGCAGACCUUGGAAUUGUACAAAAUGCUAGAUGAUAGGUUUUUUUAUUAUAUACUUUCUGUAGCUAUGUACAAUAAAGUUUACAAAAAAUAAGAUUUGUAUUAUUUUGAAAUUACCAAUUGUUCUAAAUUGCUAAUUACCCCGUGCGACAAAAUUCUUUUUUUCCAAAUCCAGCAGAUUAUGAAAGUAUAGCUAACAAUAUAAAAUAUGUGUAUUGAAAUUUUCUGAUUUAGAUUCAUUCAAACCCGUUCAUACUAAUAUGAAAUAAAAAUUUAAUACUUUGUAUUGGACAAA